Prunus avium (sweet cherry) is the source of this 1731-nucleotide messenger RNA. The record is from RefSeq and is a predicted model, not a curated record. NCBI's taxonomy places the organism in Eukaryota, Viridiplantae, Streptophyta, Magnoliopsida, Rosales, Rosaceae.
AUGAAUCAUGGAAAUUUCAUUGAAUUGAUAAAAUAUACAGCACAAUGGAAUGAUAAAGUUGCUGAAGUAGUUGUUUUAGAGAAUGCCCCGAGAAAUGCUAAAUAUACCGCACUAUCAAUUCAAAAGCAAGUUUUACAUAUUCUUGCUGACAAAGUGAGAAACAAAAUUCAUGAUGAAGUUGGGGAAUCAACUUAUUGUAUUCUUGUUGAUGAAGCAAAAGAUGCAUCUAAUAGAGAGCAAAUGGCCAUUGUUUUAAGAUUUGUUGAUAAGGAUGGUUUUGUACGAGAACGUUUUUUUGAGAUUGUGAGGGUUGAAGAUACUAGUUCGUUGACACUUAAAAAAGAGAUAUCUCGGGUUCUUAUGAAUUUUGGUCUCCAAAUUGAUAAAAUGCGAGGUCAAGGAUAUAAUGGUGCUAGCAACAUGCGAGGUGCAUGGAAUGGACUACAAGCAUUAUUUCUUAGAGAUUGCCCAUAUGCAUAUUAUGUGCAUUGUUUUGCUCACAGGCUACAAUUAGAAUUAGUUGCAGCAUCAAAAGAUGUGGCUCCUAUUUGGAUAUUCUUUUCAACACUGAAUUCCAUUAUCAAUCUUAUUACUGCGUCUCCCAAGCGCCAUGGUGAGUUACAAUCUACCCAAGAAAUUGAUAUUGCACAUAUGAUUGACACUGGUGAACGUGAGACAGGUAGAGGGCUUAAUCAAAUUGGCACCUUGCAUCGGCCUGGUGCUACUCAUUGGGGCUCUCAUUAUGAUUCUUGUUCGGAUUUAUUAAAUAUGUUUAAUGCAUCUUGUACAGUUGUUGAGACCUUGAUUAAGGAUGGAUCCUCUAAUUCUAUACGUGGGGAAGCAACUGGUACGUUCAAAGUGAUGACAUCUUACGAGUUCAUAUUUAUCUUGAAUUUGCUAGAAAAAAUUAUGGGACUUACUGAUAGCCUUUGUCGAGCAUUGCAAAAUAAAUCUCAAGAUAUUCUUACUGCCAUGAAUUUAGUUCGUAGUACAAAAGAUGCUCUUCAGAAAUUAAGAUUGGAGGGUUGGGAUACUUUCUUUGAGGAAGUGGAAUCAUUUUGCAAAAAGCAUGACAUCGAUAUGCCGGAUAUGAAUGCUCCUUAUAAAGCUGGUACACGUCGUUCUUGUCAACAACUUGAUGAUAUUACAAUUGAACAUCAUUACCGGGUUGAUUUAUUCAAUGAUACAAUAGAUUAUCAAUGGGAAGAGUUAAAUAGUAGAUUUAGCGAAGGAACAAUGGAACUUCUUAUUCUCAGCUCUGCUUUGGACCCUAGCAAUGGUUUUAAAUCAUUUAAGAUUGAUGAUAUUUGCAAGCUUGCAGAGAAAUUUUAUCCUCAAGAUUUCACUGUUAAAGAAUUACGUUUAUUGAGGUGCCAGAUCGAACUUUUUGAGUUUGAAGUACACCAACAUGAUCUUGAUAUCUUUCAAAAUAUGUCUACUCUUUCAGAACUAUGUCAAGUAUUAAUUAAAACAGACAGAUCAAAGGCAUAUUAUUUGAUUGAUAGGUUGAUUCGUUUAGUGUUAACUCUUCCGGUUUCUACGGCGACUACAGAACGAGCAUUUUCAGCUAUGAAACAUGUUAAGACUGUACUUCGCAACAAAAUGGAGGAUGAGUAUCUCGCAGAUUCCCUCAUCUUCUACAUUGAGAAAGAGCUUUCUGUGGAUAUUGAUUCAGAUUCAAUAAUCAAAGAUUUUGAUACACUCAAAGAGAGAAGGGUUCCACUUCACUAG